UUUUGUCACAAUGUGUAUUGUGCGUUAACGGCUGGUUAUUGUAUCGAGACCUGCUUUUAUAUCAGGGUACAAAAGCUUUUAAACCACCAAAGACACGUUAAACUCCAAUAAGUAGAUGUUUGUAUGUUUAAAUCUUUUUUUGAGUCGCUGAAAGUUACCUGUUUCAGACCUAAUGAUGGAUGACUUUUGUUUGCUGAGGGGGAACAGUGCGCCUCUGUGUCCAUAGUGUACACACACACACAGAGAGGGAGAGGGAGAGCCUCAUGGAGAGAAAUAACUGAAACAUGAAAUAAAACAAGUUCUUCCAGAAGCUCCAAACUGAACCUACUCUCCUGGAGCACACUUUCAUCCCUUCAGUGAUAUCAUGCCGCUUUGCACAAGAUGACUGACUUAAAUCAUGAACACAUGAAGGAAAACGAUAAGCAUGUGGACGAGACACUCAACUGGACCUACAUCGAAUGGCACGAUGAGCGCAUGGCCAAAACUGUGGAUGCUCACACCCAAACAUCUCAUGAGGCAGCCGUGGACAAAGAGACCCAAACCAGCAAUCCUUUCCUGAUGCGGAUCGAGCUGUCCAGGACACCGUCCAGAAUGAGAUGUGGUUCGCUGGGUGAGAUGGAUGCCAUGUCAACACCGCUCUUUCAGUUUGACAGGCAGGCACCUGCUCGUAUCUCCACUUCUCCUACUCUGAGGAGGAUGAGGAGCACCAGGCUGCCUUCCCGUGAUGCAGGGAGGAUAGGCAGCACCCAGGAAGAGCCUGGUGUGAAUGAGUCUCCCUUGCCAAGGAACCCUCGGUCACCUGCACACCGUCAGAAAUCUCCCCUCGCUACCAUUGCGAACCAGUCGAAUGGGGACAGUCAGCAGAACGGUCAUUCUGAUGACAUGGUGACUCCUGGGAACGUCAGGUCUUUUAGAUCCAAAACGAUUAGCAGCAGUGGUCUUCACUUGAGGCAGGAGUUUUGUAGUGUGAAUGAACAUGCUGAUGAUGAUACUGAAAAGGUGCAAGAGCCAAGUCAUAAAAGCUGGAUGCAGGAAAGAAGACAGAGCGCUGUGGUGGUCACUCUUCCUGGAUUGGACAUUUCUCCUGGUGAUCUUUUUGUGUCCAAUGGUGCUGUUGAUAUUUUAAACCGCUCCACCUUUUCAGAUACGAAGAAAUCAAAGUGGCCUUUUUCAAAACGUACUAUAAAUAAAGGCAGGACACGCACAGCGGCGGACAUAGAAAAAUGUCUCGUAGCCGUUCAGAUCCAGGAGUGGAGAGAAACACAUUUUCAGCAGUACAAGGAUUUGCCUUUGGAGGAGUUUCUGAGAAGUCAGCCUGAGCUGAAGGCAGAAGAAGAGCCAAAAGCACACAAAAGACAGGAGGCCCUCUGGGAGCUCUUUACCAGCGAGUGUGUGUACUUCCUAGACCAGUUAAUGGUGCUGAAAGAGGUAUUUCUGGCCACUCUGUCAGAUCUGCAGAUGAGGGAGUGUCUACAGGACAUUGACUCCUGGGCACUCUUUGCCAACCUCAAUGAGCUGUGCCUGGUAAGUUUUGGCUUCCUGACCAGUCUGCUGCAGGCGAUUAAAGAGCUGUGGGCCUCUCCAGAGCCUCCAGAAGCCGAUAACAUGCAGGCCUUGCUGGCCAUACUCAGAAAGGCAUUUGGUGAGAGCGUUUGUUACUGUCUGCAGAAAUACUGUCUCAACUACAGCAAAGCCAUCCUUUAUUUAGACACCCUGAAGGCCAGGGAGGACUUCAGCUCCUAUGUGAAGUGGUGUGAGAGGAAGGAGCAGUGCCGUAGGCUGCAGUUGAGGGAUCUGCUGGUGACUCCUUUACAGAGGUUUACACGUUACCCUCUCAUCCUGAAGAACAUGGAGAAGAGGAGCUGCACAGAGGCAGAGGAGAGCGCCUUACAGAGCAUAGUGGAACUGGUGGACAGAGCCAUAUAUGAUCUGGAAGGCAAGGUGAAGUGGUUGGAUAACUAUCAGAAAGUCAAGCAGCUGAAAGAAGCCUUGGUCUGGCUCCCAGUGUGGGAAAGGGACAAGAGAGCACAAUUUCCAGAGAAUCUGAAACAUUUGCUGAAAGCUGCGACUUUAGAAAACCUGGUCUCUCAGCGUACUCUCCGAUACGACGGGAAGCUCACACUCACAGAGAAUUCAAAGCUGAAUGAUGUUUACCUGUUUCUCUUUGAUGAAUUCCUCCUGAUCACCAAGAUCAAGCGAAAUAAAAAGAAACCUGUAUCUGGAGAGACGCACCCUGUGCGCUCUGCGCCUGGCCAGGAGCUGGAGCAGUUACUGCAGGAGGGCUGCAGCUUCACUGUUCUGGAUCAACCCAUCUCACUGGACCGCCUGCUGCUCAGGAAUAUAGACCAGCUUAAUGCGACAGCCUCUGGCCUUCCCUGUUCUUUCAUUAUAAUGCACCAGAAUCGCUAUCAGCAGUGCAUCGGCGUCUUCAUUCUGCAGGCUCCGACUGAGUCUAUUAAGAAAGCAUGGCUGUCUGAGAUCGAAGAGGCGGUCGGUGCUAUGCUGAAGCGGGACUUUCAGCAGCCUCGGCUGACGAGCUCUUCUCUCUAUGUGGAGUCUUCUCAGAUCUAACUCGCUUGACACAUCCGGAAUCUGACCAUCAGAGGAGGCGGCCCGCAUCAGUACUGCUGCCUGAUAACAUCACAUGACUGGGACUAAUAAUAUGGGUUUCGACUUGACUGGCCAAGAUCCUUGCAUGGUUAUAGUGUCUCACAUGUGACCUUCAGCUCCAUGUUAAUCCACUUGAGGUUUGUUCAGGUCAGGCAGCAGUGGUGGGGUAAAGUCCACUGCGUCACGAAUGACAGUUAGAUGGCUGUAAUGCAAACUGAACUGUUGCUGGAACCUGCCACCCACUGACCACUAAAUGUGCCACGGGGUGAAACAUUACAGCUCUGAAACUCAGCCAAAAUGGACGUUCCUGCUUUGAGGUGUAGAUUCAUAUUGUGUGUUUUUUUUUUUUUUAAUUAAAGUUUCUUUUGAAACUGAAA
Messenger RNA from Neoarius graeffei (lesser salmon catfish), 2987 nucleotides. It is a transcript of the gene plekhg7, whose product is annotated as pleckstrin homology domain containing, family G (with RhoGef domain) member 7. The record is from RefSeq and is a predicted model, not a curated record. The transcript has 17 exons. Gene Ontology annotation, biological process: Rho protein signal transduction. NCBI's taxonomy places the organism in Eukaryota, Metazoa, Chordata, Actinopteri, Siluriformes, Ariidae. Bases 382 to 2571 code for a protein of 729 amino acids. Gene Ontology annotation, molecular function: guanyl-nucleotide exchange factor activity.